Molecule: messenger RNA, 1222 nt
Organism: Quercus robur (English oak)
Lineage: Eukaryota; Viridiplantae; Streptophyta; Magnoliopsida; Fagales; Fagaceae
Product: probable 2-oxoglutarate-dependent dioxygenase AOP1
Exons: 3
Coding region: 58-1002 (314 amino acids)
Molecular function (GO): dioxygenase activity
Source: RefSeq, a predicted model, not a curated record
UCAAGCAAACUACAACACAUAGUAGCAUCUUCUAUAUCCACCAAAGAGUAGAAGAAAAUGGGGUCCGAAUCCACUCUCAGACUUCCUGUCAUAGAUUUCUCCAACCUUGAUCAAAAAGUACACACUCCCGAGUGGGACUUGGUGAGAACCCAAGUCCUGGAAGCACUCCAAGAGUAUGGUUGCUUCGAGGCUUUCUUCAGUAAAGUCCCCCUAGACCUUCGAAAGGCUCUUUUGUGUGCAACAGAAGAGCUGUUUGACCUCCCUUUACAAACAAAGCUGCGUAACAUUUCUAAAAAACCCUAUCAUGGCUAUGUUGGGCAAUACCCUAUGGUGCCACUAUAUGAGAGCAUGGGCAUUGAUGAUUCAAACAUCUCUGAGAAAGUUGAGAGCUUGUCAAAUAUCUUCUGGCCUGAAGGAAACCCAAGUUUUAGCAAUACCAUACAAUCAUUCUCUGAGAGACUAUCAAAAUUAGAUCAAAUAGUCAGGAGGAUGAUUUUGGAAGGCUUGGACCUUGAGAAAUACCUAGAGGAACACAUGUGGUCAACCAAUUACCUUCUUCGGGUCAUGAAAUAUAAAGGGCCUCAAACCAGUGAGACCAAGAUUGGACUGACCGCUCACACAGAUAAAAACAUCGUGACCAUAUUGUAUCAAAAUCAAGUUGAGGGGUUGGAGGUAGAGACCAAAGAUGGUGAAUGGAUCAACGUCAAACCCUCUCCAGACUCUUUCACUGUCAUGAUCGGUGAUUCUCUACUGGCAUGGACAAACGGCAGGCUGCACUCUCCAAAUCAUCGAGUCAUGAUGACCGGAGAUGAGGCAAGGUAUUCAACUGGAUUGUUCUCAAUCCCCAAAGCAGGUUACAUCAUUGAAGCCCCGAAGGAGCUAGUUGAUGAGGAACACCCUUUGCUCUUUAAGCCCUUUGAUCAUGUUCAGUUCCUCGGCUACUACUACACUGAGGCUGGUCAGAAAGCCAAGUCUGCUUUGAGGAAUUAUUGUGGAAUAUGAGAAAUAUGCCUUGUGUGUAUUGUGCACUAGUAGCAACUUUUAUUGUUUAAAAUCUGAACCUUUUGCCUUUUAAUUUUAAAUAAAUCGCUUUCUGUGUGAGUGUGGUAAUGAGUACUACAGCUUUUUCUUAGUAAAUUGUAAUAAAUAAAGUUUUUCUUUUUAACUUUUAAUGGUCCGAAUAAAAGAAUAUAUAUUUAAGCAAAGCUUGGGUUUGUUAUCA